Vespa velutina is the source of this 3997-nucleotide messenger RNA. Its product is annotated as WD repeat-containing protein 44. NCBI's taxonomy places the organism in Eukaryota, Metazoa, Arthropoda, Insecta, Hymenoptera, Vespidae. The record is from RefSeq and is a predicted model, not a curated record. Gene Ontology annotation, molecular function: protein binding. The transcript has 6 exons. Bases 426 to 3467 code for a protein of 1013 amino acids.
UCAAUCAGCUACCGUUGACUUCUUAGCCCACCUUCCCCCACCAUCUGCCCAUCGUACAGACGACGACGCGACGUGCGUAUAACGUAUCCAAUGUAUUUGCUAUGUAUUCGAAUAAUACCAAUAUCUAUGUACUACGCGUGUGCGUGGUAAUACGUUCCUCGCUCGUUGCUUUAUCCUCACAUUCGUUUUUCCCCAUAGACACUUCCUAAUCAUUGACAUCGGCUCGUCCUCGUUCUUUUCUUCUUUUUUUCCCUUGAAGAGAACGAACCGAAUGAUGUCUCCUUAUUUCUUAUUAUUCCCUGUUAAAUUUUACUUUACUUCAACGUUGACGAUAAUUCUCUUCGCGAUCGCGUGACGCGCGUUACGACUUCUUUACCACCGAUGCUGACGAGAGUGUCAUCGGCGAUCGUUCAGCAAGGACGACGAUGUCUGGAAGCAGCGAUUCCGAGGAAUUCUUCGACGCGGAGGACGAUUCCUUCCAUCGUAUCUCGCGGAAAGUCAGACAGCGUGAUUCCACAAACGCUACAGAGAUACAAAUACAAAGUAUACCAGAUUCUACUAAAGAAAUAGUGGAUGAUGUUUUCGUCAAACCUAUUGAUCCUAAAUCAACUUCUGAUAUUAAGGAUAAUAUAACAUUGGAAAGAGUACAGAGCAAGGAUAGACUUGUAGAAGAUGAUGGUAAAGUGACAAAUACGGAUAAGAUCGUAGGUAGAAGGAGAUUUCGUGAAUUGAGACAACGUAUGCAAACAGAAGAUGAUGAUAUUCCUGUAAACAGUUCUCCUCCGGAUAGUCAAACUUCUUCCAUCGAAGGAAUUUAUCCGAUGCCUUCUAAAACUACCCAUCCAUUCCGAAUUAUAGAACAUGAUACUCUCAGUUUGCAAAGUAUGACUUCUUUAGGCCGAGUAGGUCGAAUUUUAGCGGGUGUAACGGAUAAUGUUUCUGGGAUGCUUGCACCAGGUGUAGCUCAGUGUUCUGGCUCAACAGUUCUUACUCGCGAAAACCAGAUGUCCUCCAUUGCUAGUAUUCCAAGCAAAGACGAGGAUACUGCAUCUGGUAAGCUGUCUCAGUCAUCAAGCGUCCUUACCUUAUCAGGGGAUAUCCUUCAGGAAUCCUCUGUUAAUGGUAGAUGUGAUUAUGUCUCACGUCCGCAAAGUGACAAGACUAUGAUGCUUCAAGAACCUGAUGUCAUCGCGAGUACAAAAAAUAAUGGAAAGGCCCUGGAGGAUGGUACAAAAGUAGACGUGCCCGUAGCACCUCCUAGACGUAAGAAGAAAUCAAAAGUGCAAACGCCUACUGAUCUUGCUCCACCUACUACGGAAGUAUUAGUACCAGCUUCUCCUUUACCAAGUCCAGCAAGUACCAUUGAAUCUAUUACGAGAGAAUUCGAACAUUCUCUUGAUAUUAGAUCAGCGACCAAAGGACAAUACGUUGUGAAACCACAAGAUGAAGAUAAGUCAAAAGCCGAAGGACCAUCGACCGAAGAAUUGGAAAGAAUAGAACGAAUGAAAGCUGAAUUACUUAGCGUACGAUCAAGCGAUAAGUCUAGUAGUCCCAUGGGAUCAAUAUCUAGCAACAGUAUCGGUCGAUAUUCUUUAGGUCCUCAUAAACUUCCUGGCUUGAGUCCUCAAGGUUCUAGAGAAAGACGAAAAUCUGCUGGCGAUCAAGAUAUGGUUAAACAAUUAAAUAUGUUCGUAAGAACACGUACUGAUUCGGGAAAACGUCUUACGGAUAUGGAAAUAUUGGAACAAGUUACCGUGCUCAAUUUGGAUACGGGAGAAAGAGUGCCAUUAAGCAUAGCCGAAGAUAAAUUACCGCAAUGCAUUAAUCCUUUAUCUUUACACAUUAUGAGAUUAACGUCGGAGUAUAUAAGUAAUUCCAGUUUGGAAAAAGAGAAAGAAAGUGACGAGGAAAGUGUUGAUAGUAAAAUGUCGAGUAUACCACCCGAUGAAGAUGUAACGGUUGGUAGAGUACGUAAGCGUACGCAAAAGUUGAAACGAUUCUUAGGAUCAACUGUUAAGAAAACAAUGGACAAAGCAAAGUCAAUCGCUCAAGAAGUUUCACACGCUAGACACAAAGAGGACGUAAUGGAAAUUCUCGAUGAUGUUUAUCCCGGUGAGCAACAAUACAUUAAAUUAAAAGCAUCGAACAGUCACAAAGGCCCAUACGAAUUUAGUUGUUUACAACACGUACAAGAUCUUAGCGGAGAACACGUUGGUCCCGUUUGGUGUAUGAAAUUUUCAGCAUGCGGUAGAUUAUUAGCAACCGCUGGACAGGAUCGUGUUUUAAGAAUAUGGGUAUUACGAGAUGCUUUCACGUAUUUUCAAGAUAUGAGAACAAAGUAUAACGCGGAAAAGGUCAGUCCAACGCCUUCACAAGAAUCAUUAGUAUCUCAACAAUCAAUGGAGGAUCCUAACGUCGUAGCGAGUGCCUUCAGUGAGAUAGAAGGAACAAAGAGUCCAUUUAUGCCAAAGCCAUUCUGUACGUAUACAGGACAUACGUCAGAUUUACUUGACGUAUCAUGGUCAAAGAACUAUUUCGUUUUAUCAUCGUCAAUGGAUAAAACCGUACGAUUAUGGCAUAUAUCAAGAAAGGAAUGUUUAUGUUGCUUUCAACAUAUUGACUUUGUAACCGCUAUAGUGUUUCAUCCACGAGAUGAUCGAUAUUUCCUUUCCGGCUCGCUGGACGGUAAACUACGCCUUUGGAAUAUACCAGAUAAAAAGGUAGCUGUUUGGAAUGAGGUAGACGGCCAAACGAAAUUAAUAACAGCUGCGAACUUUUGUCAAAAUGGCAAAUUCGCUGUAGUUGGUUCUUACGAUGGUCGAUGCAUAUUUUAUAAUACCGAUCAAUUAAAAUAUCAUACGCAAAUAGACGUACGUUCGACAAGAGGCAAGAAUUCGACCGGUCGUAAAAUAAGUGGUAUCGAACCGAUGCCAGGAGAGGACAAGAUUUUGGUUACCUCAAAUGAUAGCCGUAUACGUCUUUACGAUUUAAGAGAUUUAAAUCUAUCCUGCAAGUACAAGGGAUACGUUAACGUUAGCAGUCAAAUCAAAGCGAGCUUCAGUCCGGAUGGUCAAUAUAUAGUUAGCGGUUCAGAAAAUCAAUGCAUUUAUAUAUGGAAGACGCAUCACGAUUAUUCGAAAUUUUCUAGCGUUCGUAGAGACCGUAAUGACUUUUGGGAAGGUAUUAAAGCACAUAAUGCCGUUGUAACGUGUGCCGUAUUCGCACCAAAUCCAGAUAGUAUCAUUAAACAGAUAGAGGAAAGAGAACAGUGGGAGGGGAAGGAUGAUCCAAAGAGUAUAGGAAAUUCUAACGUGAACAAUGCACCAGUUGAUCCUGUUGUAGAACAACGUACCAAAGGAUGCGGUGGACACGUUCUCGUAAGCGCCGAUUUCAAUGGGUUCAUCAAAGUUUUUUUAAACAAAACUAAACCGAAACAUAGCUCGUUACCUGCUUCUGCUCUCGCGUAACGUAACAUCGUUGACGAUAUUCACACAUACAUACACAUUUUUGGGGAAAUAGUCAAAAUAGAGAUAAUAAAAUAUCAAAGCAUUCUUUGUCUUUAUUAAAUAUCACGAAUCUCAAUGCGCUCAUUAUGAGAGAAGAUAAACUGUAUUAAAUAAUUAAACAAGCUGUUUAUUGGAAGUUUAUUCAAAAAGAAAAGAAAAGAAAAGAAAAGAAAAGAAAAAAAAAAAGAAAAAAAAAAUUCUAUAUGUUAUAUGCCGCGAGUAUUGUCUAAUCGUUAAUAGAGAAACUAUUUGUCGCGCGACAUACGUAUAUUUUUCAAAGCUCUUACGUGAUAACGCCUAUUUAAAAAGGGGAGAAAAAGAAAAAAAAAAAACAAACAAAAUAAAAUAAAAAAAGAAAAAAAAUAAAUACUUAUUUUAAACGUAGCAACGAGACGAGUAAAACACACGUGUGAUGAUAAUUCUUAAUAUAUACGUAUACACAUAUAUACAUAUAUAUUUACUCUUUUGUCGAAGAGAGAGAGAGAGAGAGA